Symbiodinium necroappetens is the source of this 7494-nucleotide messenger RNA. NCBI's taxonomy places the organism in Eukaryota, Dinophyceae, Suessiales, Symbiodiniaceae. The record is from the annotation of a GenBank genome assembly.
GUUGUUACUGCCGCAUGCUACUGCAAGUACUUCUUCUUUGACGAUGCCGAUGAGGGCAGCUACGACGACUACGGGAACUUGAAGGACAGGGAGCAGUUGGAGCUGGAAGUACGGAAGCAAGUUGAGGCUGCAAUGGUUAGCCAGCGUGGGUUGGUGGAUGAGAAUCAGUCGGAACAGCUACGCGCAGUGAAAUGGUUCAUGGCGAUAUUGGGGCCCCGCCAGGCCUCACAGUCCUGGAAUCUCGAGUACCCAACAGCAAUCCAACAGGACUUUCAGGACACAGCCGUGAACCCGGGGGUCAAGCUGGACUUUCUGAUCUUGCCAAGGUACCCAGCGGCAAUCUUGCAGGACGCCCAGGCCAUGAUGAUCAGCGACCUGGUGAAGAGGGUCGACUACAUGGAGGCUUGGAGGGCAAUCCUGCAGGACUUAUGGGACACGGCGGAGGGAUCAGUGAGGGAGCUGAAGAAAGUGACGGUGAAUGUGGGGAAUUUCGAGUACCCAACAGCAAUCCAGCAGGACUUUCAGGCGGGUGAGAACGAAGCAGGUUUGAAGAAUGACAGACCGAAGCUUGAUGAAGGACUCGUGGCGUCGCCCAUGGAAGCACUCCUCAAAGGAAUGUCGCAGUUGCAUCAGGCGAUGACGUUGCAGCUGGAUCGCCAGAGCAAUAAGCCUGAAGCAAUCAGGCCCGGUAUCACAGGCAGCGAAUUGCCUAAGUUGCCGGAGGCGGAUGAGUAUGCGGCGAUCAAUGUUGGGGACUGGUUGCACGGGUUGACGGGUCCCAUGGGGGACCUUACUGAUGGUUCCGGAGGAUGGUGGGCUGAUGUGAUGAGAAGUCUAGAUGACUACUACAAGGAGUACCUCGCCGCAACCACAGUCAGAAAGGUUCAGUUGAAGGCCGAAGACUUCGCGCGUCCGGGAGUUAGAGAAGAGCGUUGGGGCAGAGUCGAUAAGCGGGCAGCAUCAAUGCUGUUGCAGGCGGUCCCGGAGGCGAUCAAGUCGGAGCUCAUGGCAAACCGUUUGUCAACGACCUUGGCGAUCCUUGGUCGUAUCCUCACUAUAUACAGGCCAGGGAGUUCGGUUGAAAGACAACAAGUGUUAAAAGCACUUGAGAGCCCGGGUGUUGGUGGCAGCCCCAUGGACCUGGUUGAGAUACUACGCAAGUGGGCCAGGUGGCUAAAGCGUGCAGAAGAUCUAGGACUCCAACCUCCUGACGCAUCGAUUCUGUUGAAAGGGCUCGACGUGGCAACGAAACCUUUGAUGGAGAAGAACAACGAGAUCUUCUUCAGGACGAACAUGCUGAGGUUUUCCUUGGAUCUGGAUGCUGCUCCUACCAAGACGGCAGUGCUUCGGUUUCAUGGCCAUCUCCUUGCGGAGUUUGAGCAGCUGGCCUAUCGUGGCAGGGGCAAGGGCGGUCCUACGGCUGCAGCCGCUGUGAGGGCGGCUAAUGCAGUGACUGAUGCAGGCACCUCACCUACAAGUACACAAAAGGGGGGCUCAUCUCCAUCGGCCUCGGGUUCAGCUAGGCCGUGUAAGUUCUUCGCCCAGGAGAGUGGCUGCCAGCGGCUCAACUGCAAGUUUGUGCACGACUGGGCGAACAUCCCUAAGGAGGAGAAGUCUGAGCGUUGCAAAAGCUGCGGUGCCAAGGGACAUAUGAAGAGACAGUGUCCUUUGAGGGUGAGUUCUGAUGGUGGUCGCAAAGGUGAAGAAGGAAAAGGGGCCGCAGGACCGAAAGUGAGAGCAACUAUGGCUUCAACGAACAAGGGCUUAGAUGGAAAGCGAGAUGAUGGUACAGCUCCUGGAGGUGAAGCCCAGCAAUCAUCGAGUACCACCUCGGCGGCUACUACGGGGUCUACAACGGAGGCGGGUUUUCCAACAGCGUCGACGGCUUCGGGAUCAAGGGGGAGUGCCGGGGAGAUUGACGACUUCCUAAAGAAUGCCACGCAAAUCCUGAAGAUGAUGACGGAAAAGCAGGGUGCUCAGCAGUCUCAGGGCCCGUCCAUGAAAAUGUUGAAGAAGGCAAUCAGACGCUUUGAGAACAGGUUGGCACUUGUGGACUCGGGUGCUACGCACCCGCUGCGUGAAGCCCGACCAGAUGAGUGGGCAGAGGCUCCGGAGGUCGAUGUGGUGAUUGCGGGGGAUGGUGUUACGACAAUGAGACAGAACACGGCGGGCACGUUACUUACUGAACCUCAGGGCUCCGGAAGACGACCUCAGACGAUAGUACCGGUUGGGAACCUCAUCGGGCUCCUGGGCUACGAGCUUAUUUGGUCCAAGAAGAAGUGCGUUUUGAGGGCUCCUGAUGGGCGGGAAGAAGUGUUGAAGAUGACUUCGGGGUGUCCAGAGGUCAAUGAGGCUCUGGCACUGGACCUCAUCGCCAAGAUCGAGCAAGAGAAGCUUACCCGGCUUGAAAAGGCCAUGGAGGACUCAAAGCGCGUGUUGGUCCGAGCGAUGAAGGUUGAAAAGGACCCUGCCUGGGAGAAGAACCUCAAGAAGUAUGUGGAGUUUGGAAAGUUUGAGGACGGCUAUUGUGCAAUUUCGUCUAUGCCAUGGGCUACCGACGUGAUGAAUGAGGACCUUGUAAGGACCAUCUCUGACAUCCCGCGCACCGAGAAGGAGGCUUGGGAUCUUAUGAUGGCCCUGGGCUUCAAUCGAAGAAUGCGGAAAAGGAUGAUGCACAAGGACUGGAUUGUACGGUUCUACAGCGGGAAGCGGUCCUAUGUCGAUAAGAUGUUCAAGAUGUUUGAGAACAAUGGAACGAUGGUGCUAGACAUAGAUGUUAUGAGAUGGACGCAGCUGGAUAUGUUGAACACCAACAAAGGGAUUAUGACGCUUAUGUUAUGGGGGGCGGCUACGGGAAGGAUUGCUGGAACUUUUGCUGCAGUACCAAAGGGCAACACUUUCGAGCACGCCCUGAGAGUGGUGGUGGUCAAUGAGGUUGCCAAAGUUGGUCGUCGGGUUAUGUGUGAGGCGGCCGAUGUACCUGACGAUGGUGUGGCUAUGUGUUUGUGGGCAUCGUCGCAGUCGGAGGAAGAUGAGAGCUCUACAAUAUGGCUGCACAAGUGGUUCAGGCAGUGGAUAGCGCAUAGUUUCUUGGAUGUGAUGCACUUUGACCAGGGAGCUUUUGGACACAGCUUACGCAGGCCUACGACUAUGGCAACGAAUUUGGAUGUGGUGGAGCUGCGUGGAGCUCAAGAUCGGCGCACCGAGUGGCCGACAAAGGGUGUUUGCUGGGCGUCCUGGGCGCCAAUGAUGGUGAGAGUAUUGGUGCAAGGAAUGAAGCGGUGGAAGCAGAGGCCUGGGUGGUAUACAAGGAUGGUUAGAGCACUCAAGGCGGCGGACCGCAAGGCCUGGGAAAAACACCUGGCAAACGAUCAUCUACCACAUCGUGCAGAUUGUUUGCAGUGCAUUCACAAUUCCACAGGACGGCCCCACCGGAAAUGUUUGCAUCGGGACUGCUAUGUGCUGAGCGCGGACACUCUGGGACCGGUUCGGGUUGCAGGACCUAAAGGGGAAAAGUACGCGGUGGUGUUCACUUACCAGUUCCCAAAGUUGAAGAUGAUGCCUGAGGACCAGCCGAUCAAGGAGGAGGAGUUGGUGGGCUGGGACCUGGAUGCAAAGGCCAGGGAGGAAGCUGGGGGUAUAGGGGAAUUGGAGGUGGAUAUGGAUGUCGAGUUUCCUGAGGAGUGUGAGUUGGGGCUUGAAGAAGAGAAAAAUGGUGCAGCAGAGGAGUUGCCGGACUUGGACACAAGAGCCUCUACUUCAUCUACUACCAGCCCAAGUGUCGGAGAGAAGAUCGGCAAGGCGAAGGAGGAUUGGUGGGAGUUUCGGGAGGCUGAAGGAAUACUUGUUCGGCAUCAUGUGGCUACAAGGUUACAACUCUUCCGCCCUACGAAGGCAAACGGUUGUCCGGUACCACCGGCCAAAUUGGAGCCUACGCGUGUCACUGAAGUGAAGUACGUUGGUGGUGGUGCGGAAAUGGAAGCUUCAGACUGGCAUGGUUACCAAUCUGGUGCCCGAAGCCUGGAUAAGCGAUGGACUGGAGCUACAACCUUCAAGAUCUCCCAGGCUGAGGUCGCGGAGGAGGAGGAUGUUCUUGAAAAGGAUGAGAAAUCUUGGGAGGCACUGAUCGGCGACCUUACGAAGCCUGUGGAGAUGGAGACGAUUUAUAUGGUGUAUCCAGUUCGGAAUCGGCGUGGCGGUGAUGUGAUGUUGGCUGUGCAAGAGGCGGUCUUGAGACUUAAGUUGCUUGGUUUUCCGGUGGCAAGACUGCAUUCGGACAGAGGAUCGGAGUUUGCCUCAAAGGGUUUGCGAAAGUGGCUACUCGAGCGGGAUAUCUUUCAUACCCGUUCGGAGUCCUUGGUCCCUCAAACAAAUGGUGCAGCUGAGCGCGGUGUUCGUUGGUUCAAGACCAAGGCCAAGGUUCUGUUGGCUGAAGCAAAUGUGGCGGUGAAGUAUUGGACUUUGGCAAUGCAGCAUGCGUCGAACCGUCAGAUCUACUACAAGCUGGGGUUAAGCAAACCACCUUUGUUGCCAUUUGGAACUACAGUUAUGAUUCGAAGAAAGGUGUUCGGCAACAACAAGAAGUAUGACCUGACGGACCGGUGGGAGCAAGGGAUCUAUCUGGGUUUAUCAGAUACGAUCAAGGGAGGAGCAAUUGUGCUGAGGCCCACCGGGAUAUUGACGGAAACUUUGAACCUUCGAGCAGGCGUUGUUGAUCCUCGGCGUCUACUACAAGAUCCUGUUGAGGGUGGAGAAGAAGGCGGUAUCGAGGAGGCUGACAGUGCAAUCAUUGACCUCCCCGAACCCGAUCAUCGACUAAGAGGAAAACACAAACCACCUGAACUACGAGCACUUCGGCUAGAAGAUGAAGGGGCUAGUGUUUUAGAUGAGGAGGAAUGGUCGAUGAUGACAGUGUUGGAAAGACAGGAAGCGAAAGCAAAGGAGUUCUAUGAGAAGGGCAUGUUUGAUCUUUCAGCAUGUGGCGAAGUACUACAAGAACUUUGCAUAGAUGGAAGGAUGAGAACGCAGGGUCCUGGUACAGAAGCUACAUCCAUGAUUUUGGGCGCCUACGUUCAUGGUGGUAUCCGUGGAGUAUCUGCUCAGGGAAGAAAGCGCCCGUGGCUCAUGAGAUACCUCAAUGCAGUUCUGAGGAAGAGGGUGAAAGAGGAUCUUGGGGAAGAGGGUGCGUGGACUACAGUUGGUGUUUUCCGAGCUGCGGAUAUCCCUCCUCAUCGUGAUCAACGCAACAGACCUAUGUCCCUCAACUAUGCCGUUGAGAUUGGUGGAACGCAGUCAGGUGGAUUGUGGGUUUCUAGGCGAGGUGAUGUUCGAGAAUGCCGUGGAGGUGGCUAUGCACGUGAUCUACAACAAGAGUUGCCGGAUGGUCGGGUUGCUGAUGGAACACUUUUCAACAUCAACCAGAAAGCUAUCGCGUUUGAUCCCAAGGGCGAGCAUGCCUACAUGAAGCCGGAGGUGGAACGUUGGGUAUUGGUUGGAUUUACACCCUUGGGAGUCGAAAAGUUGAUGUUGCCAUCACAGAAGAUCCUUGGCAGCUGUGGUUUUCCGUUGAGUGGCACUGGCGUUGAGGUUCCUCCUGAUUCCCCUGAUGAAGAAGAAGAGUCUGAUGGUGAUGGAUGGUAUAGUUUCGAUUCUGAGGAGAGCCAGCUUGAGGAGGAGCUUGAGAAUCGAGCCAGAGUUCUACGUUGUGUUCUACAGGAGGAGGUUGAAGAUGUGGUGCAGGAAUUACCAGAAUGCGACGAAUACCUACAACGAUUGGAGUAUGCGCGGGAAGUAUGUGAGCGAGAUCUUCAAGAGCUAGAUGGGCAAGCCCUACGGAGGAUUGCAAAAGUUUCUCCAGGCGAGGCGAAAAACUACGAGGUCGAGCCGCUACUUCAAGCACUACAAGCACCCCUAGAGGUAGUUCACAAUGUUUCGUUGCAGGAGGUCAGGAAGAAUGUUGACAAGUGGGUGGCGUCGAUUUGCAAAGAAGUAGACGCCUUGAUCAGCAGCGGGACAAUAAGACCACUUUCACCAGAGCAGACCCGGGAGCUCAAGGCAUGUGGGCUUAAGGUGCUGCCUGGAAAGGCAGUAUUCACAGCAAAACCCCCGUCGGACGCUACAAGUGGCGAGUGGUUCCGAAGGAAGUGCAGGGUGGUGGUAUGUGGCAACUUCUUGCCACAUGGCCAGGACAAUGUCUACGCAAGCGGCACAUCGGCCGAUACCCUGCGCGUGAGCAUCGCGUAUGCAAUCCUACGUCAGUGGACAGCUGGGUGCACGGACAUUUCCAACGCCUUCACCCUGGCGCCCAUGCCAGAAAACCUGUUGUAUGGAGUACUACCACCGUCAAUUGUGGUGCUAGCUGGAGCAGCAAGGCCUGGGGAAACGUGGAAGAUAGAAAGGGUCUUGUACGGACUUCGGGAAGCACCAAGGCUGUGGAGUUUGUUUCGUAACGACCGACUUCAGUCAGCACGCAUUGACUAUGAAGGAAAAGUGCUAAUCCUAUGCAACCUGGACACGGACGAGAACCUUUGGAGAGUUUGCUAUGAGGAUCAGCCCGAGGAAACGGCCGGGCUGAUGUUAAUCUAUGUCGACGAUAUCCUGGUACUCUCGAUGACGGGCAUCAUCAAGUGUAUUUACAAGUGGCUUAUUGCUGAGUGGAAGUGUUCGGCAUUGGAGAUGCUAUCUGAUGGUGCUUUGAGGUUCUUGGGUGUUGAACUACGGCUGCAAGGAGGAGGUAUUCAUAUGUCCCAGGCCGGUUACGUACGUGAUCUUCUACGACAGCAUGGUGUGGAGGAGCAGCCUGGGAAGCCACUCACGGUGCCGUGCAGCAGAGAAUGGUUGCAAGAUGAGGACACAGAGGAUGAAAGCGCAGAGCCGGAAGAAGCUACAGUGAGGAUGGCACAAAAGGCUACUGGGGAGGCCCUAUGGCUUUCAACGCGGAGCCGUCCAGAGCUGGCUCAUUCAGUGGCUUGUAUGGCGUCCAAGGCUUUGAGGAAACCGUUGCGGGCGCUGGAGAUUAGUAAAAGGGUCAUGCAGUAUCUCUCCAAGACGGCUGACUACGGGCUCUUGUACCAGGUGGGGGCCGAAGCUUUGGAUGUAUCAUGGCACAGGAUCGACAAUUCUGCUGCGCAAGGCCUAGCUUCAGAAGCACCUGGCACGUGGAAGACCCGCGCGAUGCAGAAGGCGGACAUCGGAACAAAGGGGUUUGAUUUGCCAAAGUUCAAGGAGUUGAUAUGCCUUUGGGGCAUUGGCACCAAGGAUGAUCUUCCGCUGGAUGGCUCUGUGGAGUUCUACGGCAUGAUUGUGGUGUGUAUCCUUGCAGGCUGCGGUUCAGGAGGAGAUCCAGAGACAAGCGGCGCCUACAAGCCCCUUUGGUGGAGCAGCGAGUUCCACUGGGCCUACAUCCAGGACGAUGAUGACUACGACGCCUACGAGAAUGUCAAGUUCAGCGGUGGUGAGGAGGAGUGUAAAGUUCCGAUCGCACAUGUGGUUUGA